GUCGGGUCGAACAAAAACGACUUUUGUUUUGUAUUUAUUUACUGGCGAAGAAAGCUUCUUAUUUUGUUUUUACCACACACCUUGGACCAGAGAAAUGGUGUUUCAUCGUGACGAAGGAUUUUUUAAUACUGUUACUAGACAGUUUGGACUAGAGACCACGCUAUUAUUGAAAUCUUGGAUUAACAUCAAAAUCAAGACUAUCUCAGCAAACCAGCAGCUGAAAUUCUUGCUCCGCUGUAGGAGAUCUGACGUCUUACCCCCACACUUGCACCGGCUACGUUUAAACAUUGAACUACAUAGCAACAGGGUUAGACAUGAAUUUACACUUUUUAAAAAACGUAUACAGCUAAAGCUUCUCAACUUUGAGAUUAGUGAUGCCAAUAUCAAUUUAUGUUUUUUGCGGUCUACGAUAACUGGAGUUGAGAACCAGCUUCGCGAGCGCUUACCGCAAUAUUUAAUUAACAACUUUUUUAUGUUUAAUACUAAUUAUCUCCGUACCCACGACCGCAAAACACAAUUAAGGUUAAUUAAUAAGUUCGAUUCUGUUAUGUCCACACAAAAUCCAAUAAUUAAUUCCCUUGUUAAUAUUGACUAUAAAAAAUGGAUCAUUAAUUUGAGUAACAAGCAAAUCCCUGAGAGAGUUUUUAAGUUCCUUAGUCUCGGCGAUAGGUUUGCUCUCCCUAUCGAUACAAAAAACAAGAAAGAUCGUGUAAAUUCUGUUGUCGACAUAAUUAAAAACUUCGAAUUUAAUAUUUAUCAAAUUCCCGAUGAUAUUGUUGAUGAAGCACGUGACCGUAUUUCUAACUCUCUGUUUAAAUUUUUGCGCAAAAAUAAACACACUAACUACAUCGACAGGUUUAUAUUACAAGAAUUUAAAUUUUGCAAAAGAUUUCUUUGUGAUAAUGAUGAUCUUCUUGUUACCAGGGCUGAUAAGGGCCAAGUCACAGUUAUUUUGGAGAGAAAUACUUAUGUUAAUAAGAUGAUUGAUUUGCUUAAUGAUAGUUUGACUUACAAAAAACUUAAAAAUGAUCCCACUAGACGGAUAACAUCUAAAAUUAAUAUUUUGGCAAAGUCUUGGUUUAGCAAGGGCAUUAUCAGCGAACAAUUAUUUAGGCAUUUGAAUUGUACUAAUGGGAACCUCCCACGUUGUUACGGACUUCCGAAGAUUCACAAGGAUGGCUCACCAUUACGAAUUAUUGUUUCUACUUUAGGGAGUCCACUAUAUAACAUGGCUUAUUUUUUACACAACAUCUUAGAAAAAUCUGUCCCUAAACCGGAGUCAUAUAUUAAGGACGGUUGGUCCUUUGUUGAAUUGAUUGGUGACGUAGGGAUUGGGGAGGAUGAUGUUUUGAUCUCUUUGGAUGUCGCGUCUCUUUUCACUAACAUCCCUAAAGACCUUGUUUUGAAAGCGAUCGAACGGAGGUGGAAUCACAUCUCUAAAGAGACGAAGCUCAGCCGUCCUCAAUUCUUGUCAGCUGUGGACUUGAUUCUUAGUUCCACUAGUUUUUCUUUUAAUGGUCAAAUAUAUGAACAAAUCUUCGGAAGUCCGAUGGGUUCCCCUCUCUCUCCGAUUUUGGCGGAUAUGGUUAUGGAGGACCUUGAGACGCAUUGUUUGCAAUUGCUUAGUUUUCAUAUUUCCUUUUUUAAAAGAUAUGUUGAUGACAUUUUCGCGAUUGUUCCUAGAUCUGGUAUUGACGAGUUACUUAGAGUUUUCAAUAGUUAUCACACCAGAUUAAAAUUUACAUUUGAAAUAGAAAAGAAUAAUUCUCUUAGUUUUCUUGACACAAUAGUGAUUCGAGAGGGGACUGUGUUGCUUACGAAUUGGUACCGAAAGCCGACCUUUUCGGGGCGAUACAUAAACUAUUUUUCAAAUCACCCUCUCAAAUACAAAAUUAAUACUAUACGUAAUCUUGUUGACCGAGCUAUUCUUUUAUCUGACGUACGUUUUCAUAAGUCUAAUUUAAUCGAAAUAAAAAAGAUUCUUUCUAAUAAUUGUUAUCCAAUAAAAUUAAUUAACAAGUACAUUAAUAUCAGACUUAACGAGCUACAGACACGUCAUAAUAAUAAUAAUAGAUCUAGCAGUAACAAUGUAGCCCAGGAUCCUCGAAAGUUUAUUACUAUUCCGUAUAUUAAGGGCCUUAGUGACGGUGUUGGCCGUACAAUGCGCGAUGCAGAAUUCAGGGUUCUCCUCACCAUUCCGAAAAGGUUGGAUUGCAUUAUAAAAAGGGGGAAGGAUACGCUACCUAAUCUUAAGCAAACGGAGUUGAUAUAUGAGAUUGAUUGUGCUAAUUGCAACGCUGCAUAUAUUGGUCAAACAAAAAGGCACCUAGAGACACGGGUUAAGGAACAUUUUUGUGAUAUUCGGAAGAACAUCGAUAAUCAUUCUGUAGUUAGUAAGCACCGUCUCACGCAUAACCACGAUUUCAAUUGGCAACAACCAAAAAUUUUAUAUAAGGAGCGACACUUUAAGAAACGUGAAAUCUCUGAGAUGUUUUUUAUUAAAAAAUGUGAUAGCGCAAUCAAUCUCCAAAAGGACACAGAAAGUCUGCCCGCGAAUUACAACCGUUUGAUUGGCGUCACUUAAUUUACACUUUUGUUCUGCUCGUUUCCACCUGUGAACACAUCUAUUUAUUUGUUAUGUAUCAGUCAUUUAGUAUGACUUCGUCUGUCACGCUGUACUGAUGUGUUCGCAGUUAUGGCUUGCGACGUUUCUUCGUUCUGUGCUACCGUUCUCACUUUCCGUUUUGACGCACAUAAUAUCUUUACGCGUGCAUGAUGUGGUUAGGGCACGAUGUCAGCGACGUAAUUGAUAUUUUGUACGCGGUUUUUGAGGAUGCACAGCUUGAUGAAUCACUUGAGAAGGACCGAAAAUGCGGUUGAAACGUUGUGAAAUUUAAAUAUAUUUAUUAUUUGGCCAGUCGGGUCGA
Messenger RNA from Temnothorax curvispinosus, 2927 nucleotides. RefSeq lists its product as uncharacterized. The coding region runs from base 95 to 2584 and encodes 829 amino acids. Lineage: Eukaryota; Metazoa; Arthropoda; Insecta; Hymenoptera; Formicidae. The record is from RefSeq and is a predicted model, not a curated record. The transcript is spliced from 2 exons.